Fulmarus glacialis (Northern fulmar) is the source of this 2070-nucleotide messenger RNA. It is a transcript of the gene APPL1, whose product is annotated as adaptor protein, phosphotyrosine interaction, PH domain and leucine zipper containing 1. Gene Ontology annotation, molecular function: protein binding. The coding region runs from base 73 to 2070 and encodes 665 amino acids. The transcript has 21 exons. Gene Ontology annotation, cellular component: cytoplasm; endosome membrane. Lineage: Eukaryota; Metazoa; Chordata; Aves; Procellariiformes; Procellariidae. The record is from RefSeq and is a predicted model, not a curated record. Gene Ontology annotation, biological process: signaling.
CGGUCUUUGCUGGGAGUAUUUGAAGAAGAUGCUGCUGCAAUUUCCAAUUACAUCAAUCAGUUAUUUCAAGCCAUGCACAGAAUAUAUGAUGCACAGAAUGAAUUAAGUGCAGCGACUCAUCUGACUUCAAAGCUUCUGAAGGAAUAUGAGAAACAGCGUUUUCCACUAGGGGGAGAUGAUGAAGUUAUGACUUCCACUUUACAGCAAUUUGCAAAAGUGAUAGAUGAGCUUAGCUCUUGCCACGCAGUACUUUCAACUCAACUUGCGGAUGCAAUGAUGUUUCCUAUUACCCAGUUUAAAGAAAGGGAUCUAAAAGAGAUAUUAACUCUAAAAGAAGUUUUCCAAAUUGCAAGCAAUGACCAUGAUGCUGCCAUUACCAGAUACAGUCGGUUGUCAAAAAGAAGGGAAAAUGAAAAGAUCAAGGCUGAAGUUACAGAAGAUGUAUAUACUUCCAGGAAAAAACAGCAUCAGACUAUGAUGCAUUAUUUCUGUGCAUUAAAUACUCUUCAGUACAAAAAGAAAAUUGCGAUGCUAGAACCCUUGCUAGGAUACAUGCAAGCUCAGAUAAGUUUUUUUAAAAUGGGUUCAGAGAAUCUUACUGAGCAAUUGGAAGAAUUUUUGACCAAUAUUGGCACAAGUGUACAGAAUGUUCGCAGGGAGAUGGAGUGUGAAGUAGAAAACAUGCAACAAACUAUAGAGGACUUGGAAGUAGCUAGUGAUCCACUGUAUUUGCCUGAUCCUGAUCCUACGAAAUUUCCUGUUCAUAGAAAUCUAACACGGAAAGCUGGCUAUCUCAAUGCAAGAAAUAAGACGGGGCUGGUAUCUUCCAGUUGGGAGAGACAGUUUUACUUCACUCAAGGUGGAAAUCUGAUGAGUCAGGCAAGAGGUGACGUAGCUGGGGGACUUGUCAUGGAUAUAGACAAUUGUUCUGUAAUGGCUGUGGACUGUGAAGACAGACGGUACUGUUUUCAGAUAACAUCUUUUGAUGGCAAAAAGUCUUCAAUCUUACAGGCAGAGAGUAAAAAAGAUUAUGAAGAGUGGAUAUGCACCAUAAACAACAUAUCUAAACAGAUAUAUCUAAGUGAAAACCCUGAGGAAAUUGCUGCACGUGUGAAUCAGUCAGCUCUGGAGGCUGUUACUCCAUCUCCUUCCUUUCAGCAGAGGCAUGAGAGCAUGCGGCCAACUGUACAAUCUCGUCCUCCUGCAGCUCGUACUAGCAGCACAGGGUCACUGGGAUCCGAAUCAGCAGCUUUAUCGGCACUUUCCUUGGAUUCACUUGUUGCCCCUGAUACUCCUAUACAAUUUGACAUAAUAUCUCCGGUUAGUGAAGAUCUGCCUGGUCAAGCAAAAUCUUCAGGGCAGUCGGGCAGACGCACAAAUCCUUUCGGUGAAUCUGGAGGCUCAAAAUCUGAAACAGAAGAUUCCAUUCUUCAUCAGUUAUUUAUUGUAAGAUUUCUUGGCUCUAUGGAGGUGAAGUCUGAUGAAAGUCCAGAUGUUGUUUAUGAAACAAUGCGUCAAAUACUAGCAGCUCGUGCCAUCCACAACAUUUUCAGGAUGACAGAAUCACAUUUAUUAGUCACUUGUGACUGUUUAAAGUUAAUUGAUCCACAGACACAAGUUACAAGACUACGAUUUCCUUUGCCCAAUGUAGUCUUGUAUGCUACACACCAGGAGAAUAAGCGCCUUUUUGGAUUUGUGCUUAGAACUUCAGGAGGGAGAGUUGAGAGCCGCCAAGCUUCUGUCUGCUAUAUAUUUGAAUCAAAUAAUGAAGGGGAAAAGAUUUGUGACUCUGUUGGAUUGGCAAAACAGAUAGCUUUUCAUGCAGAACUGGAUCGAAAAGCAUCAGAAAAGCAAAAAGAAAUAGAUAGAGUCAAAGAGAAACAACAAAAAGAACUGAAUAAACAAAAACAAAUUGAAAAGGACUUAGAGGAGCAAAGCCGGUUGAUAGCUGCUUCCAGCAGAUCGAACCAGAGCAGUGGAGAAGGACAAUUUGUAGUCCUUAGCAGUAGCCAGUCAGAAGACAGUGAUUUAGGAGAAGAUGGAAAGAAGAAGAGAGAAUCUGAAGCCUAA